AUGAGAGUCAGCAGUCUUCAAUCUCUACUACAUCUACUCAGCCAACCCGCGGCAAAGGUUCUCCUGGUCGCAGGUUUUGCAUAUCUCCUCGCCUUCCAAUACUGUCGAAUCCGCUUCUGGCGCGACCCUCACUCGGCUUUUUUCGAUAUUCGCAAUGUGUUCGAGUGGAAAUACAGUCUUUUGCGAGAGCAUCAAGCUCAACAUUUCACAUCUAUACAUAAUGCCCCUUCUGACAGUGGGAUUGACGACCAAUUGGGCACUGAUCGCCCCUUGAUGUGUGCCGCGCUGGCCACUGUAAAACGCGACAAGGACGACUACUUUGAAGCGACCGUGGGAUCUUUGCUGACUGAUCUUGACCCUCGCGAAAGACACGCCCUUCAUCUAUCAGUGCUAUUUGCAAAUACCGAUCCAAGCCAACACCCCAGCUGGGGCCAGAAAUGGCUUGGACGACUAGUGGAUUCAGUGUCCUCGUAUAAUGUCUCCGAGGAGCAGUUUCGCCAUUUGCAAGAGUUGGAGGAACAGCAUAACUUCUAUGAAAAGGGUGUAUACGACUACGUCUACCUACUCAAUCAAUGUCUCGAAACGGGUGCUCCAUACAUAUUCAUCCUCGAGGACGAUGUCAUCCUCGCAGACGGCUGGUUCGUCAAGACUAUGAAUGGUCUACACCAGUUAUCUCAUGGAUCGACUGCGCGCAACAAUACAUGGAUCUACUUACGCCUCUUCUACACCGAAACCUCUCUUAUGUGGUCAUCCGACGAUUUCUGGUACCGAAACAUGCCCUUGGCAUUCCUCUUAGUUAUGGGAUCUGGAUGUGCUCUUCUGCUGCUCAUUCGCCGACACUGGCCUGGCACCCGUGCCUCUCUUAACAAUUGGACUAUCGCAGCCGUGUGUUUAGUUGUGAUUCCCGCUUUCACGGGACUAUUAUACAUGAUGGGUAAAUACUCCCUGCUCCCCUUGGAGGGUGUAGUGGAGAUGAAUGGUCCGGGGUGUUGCACGCAAGGUUUGGUAUUCCCUCGUGAACAAGUACCGGCUUUGGUGGCUCGCUUGGAAGAGAAGAAAGCUGGGCAGACGGAUAGCAUGAUUGAGGAGUAUGCGGACCAGACUGGCUUGACGCGGUUGGCGCUGGCGCCGCAGCAGUUGCAGCAUGUCGGAUUACGAUCUAGUCGUGACAAUCUUGAGAUUAAUACUCAGAGUACCUGGGCUUUCUGGUUUGAGGAGAACGAUGCUCGACAGUUGAAGGCUGAGCAUGAACGGCUUCUGGCGGCGAGUGAUCAUUAUUGGCUUUUGGAUUGA
This is a messenger RNA of Penicillium nucicola, 1293 nucleotides long. RefSeq lists its product as uncharacterized. The transcript has 2 exons. Gene Ontology annotation, molecular function: glycosyltransferase activity. Lineage: Eukaryota; Fungi; Ascomycota; Eurotiomycetes; Eurotiales; Aspergillaceae. Gene Ontology annotation, biological process: GPI anchor biosynthetic process. Bases 1 to 1293 code for a protein of 430 amino acids. Gene Ontology annotation, cellular component: Golgi membrane. The record is from RefSeq and is a predicted model, not a curated record.